CCAAGGGCGUCUCAAGGGGCGACAGGACCCGACGCAAACAUGUUUCGCGUGCUCAUGCGGAUCUCGGUUGGGUUUUUCGCGACUGGUUUGUGUUUGGAGCCGCUCACGUGAGGAGCUGAAACCGAACCGACACAAGGAUGAAAAUGCUCCGGUUUCGCAGCCCCAGCAUCCGCUCCUUGGACCAGGAGGUCCUUUGCACGAUCCGGUUACUGGACGACUCGGAGAUAUCCUGCAGCAUUCAGAGAGACACCAAAGGUCAGUUCCUGUUGGACCACGUGUGUAACCACUACAACCUCCUGGAGAAGGACUACUUUGGGAUUCGAUAUGUGGACCCUGAGAAACAAAGGCACUGGUUGGAGCCAAAUAAGCCCGUGGUGAAGCAGAUGAAAUCAGCUCAGCAGCCGUACAUGAUGUGCUUCCGGGUCAAGUUCUACCCCCAUGAACCGAUGAAAAUAAAAGAGGAGCUGACAAGGUAUCUGUUGUACCUCCAGCUGAAGAGAGACAUCUACCACGGCCGUCUCCUGUGUCCUUUCGCUGAGGCUGCAUACCUGGGAGCCUGCAUUGUUCAGGCUGAACUGGGAGACUUUGACCCAGAAGAGCACCCAUCCGACUAUAUCAGAGACUUCAAACUGUUCCCUAAACAAUCCCUGAAACUGGAGAGGAAGAUUAUGGAAAUACACAAGAAUGAACUCAGGGGACAGUGUGCUGCAUUAGCAGAGUUAAACAUGCUGCAAAAGGCACACGCUCUGGAAACAUAUGGAGUGGAUCCACAUCCUUGCAAGGACUUCACGGGGGCGACUGCAUUCCUGGGUUUCACAGCCACGGGUUUUGUGGUUUUCCAGGGAAACAAGAGGAUUCACCUCCUUAAAUGGUCUGAUGUCAACAAGCUGAAGUUUGAAGGGAAAACCUUUUAUGUCAUCGGAAUCCAGAAAGAGAUUAACUGUAGUGUUUGUAAUCCUGUCCACCAUCACACAGAAUCUAUAUGUGUGUCGCUGUUUCAGAUCUCCUUAACAGGCAGGAUUCACUGUAACAGGAUGAAAAAACUGGUGUUGACAUUUCACACCUCGACUCCUGCGGCGUGUAAGCAUCUAUGGAAGUGUGGCGUGGAGAAUCAGGCCUUUUACAAGUGUGCAAAGUCAAGCCAGAUAAAAACCGUCUCCAGCAGUAACAUUUUCUUCAAAGGCAGCAGGUUCAGAUACAGUGGAAAAGUGUCCAAGGAGGUGAUAGAGGCCAGCUCUAAGAUCCAGAGAGAGCCCCCAGAGGUGCACAGAGCCCAGUUCGGUCACAGUCGAAGCUUUAACUCCUUGAGUCACAAAAACCUCAUCAUGAACAUGGAACCUCUGGUACCCGCCCUGCCCUCCACCAACGAAUACGACGAGGCAGCGGACAUCGGUGCCACUUGUGUGACGGACGCGGUUCCCCUGUGUCCUCUAGAACCCUCAGCUGCACUCGCAGAUGCAGAACAACACGGCACAGAUGGAGAAAACUCUGCUUUGAACAACGAACUGCAGCAUCACUGUGUUUCCAUGGAAACCUCGAGUCUGCGACCUCAAGCACCCAAAGCUGAAGAGACACCGGAGGAAGAUGAUGAAGCUGGAGGCGCACUCACCAUUUCUGAGCUUUCCUACAGCCCCUGUGCCAGCAUGCUUCCAACUCCCGUGGAUGACACCCAAGGAGGAGUCAGUCUGCUCUUCUCCUCCCCAGUACAGAGCCCAGCUCGGCUUCUCAGGGAGCUCCACGCAGACCCCGACAUCCAGGCCCAGCUGGAGGCAGAGAGGCAGCGGGACCGAGCAUACGAACGCGCCCGCCUGGCAGCGAGGAGUCCAGUGAGCGGAGUCUUGACCAGCGGCCUGCGCCUGCUGUCGUCCAACAAAAGAGUCAACUCCUGUUUGCUCAGCGUGGCCCGAUUCGUUGCCAUGGUAAUGUGCAUCCUGCUUGUCACUGUGCCCACACUGCUGCUGCUUCUAGAGUCGGACAUUGAUGUGUCGUUCCUUCACGAGAUCCGGCAGACGCCAGAGUUUGAGCAGUUCCACUACGAGUAUUACUGCCCGCUCCGGCGCUGGAUUCUGUGUAGGAUCAGCAUGGCCUUGGAGAACCUGUGGUCCGACUGAGGGAGACGAGAAAGAGAACCGAAAUGUCCAAAUGUCCGUCUUUACAAGUGAUUGUAGAAUCCUGAUGCCAGGGAGGUGAAAUAAGUUAGUUAAUGUAUGCAAAUCUGCAGCAAAUUUAUCAUGGUAUCUCAGAACUGUAGCAUUUUUUAUUUACUUAUGUAUUAAUGCGGUGGGUGGGAAUGCGUCCAACUGGACAAUUUAGCCUGGAUCAGCCUGAAAAAAUGUGUUUCACCUCUUUGUUAGAAGGCUUUCCUUUCAUUUAAAAAGGACUAAGGAGGGACACAUUAUUUUAAUUUAGUCACUUGAUAAGAUGGACGUUUUUGGCAGGGAUCAACAGGAAAGAAAGCAUGAAAAUGAUAAUAAAUGAAGGAACUGAUGGAGGAAAAGAACAAAAGUAUGUGAUUUUAAUGGCCUUUCCACUCUUGAUGCUGACCAGAUGUUGUAGAGACUCUUCAGUGAAACUUCUGAUUGGUUGUUGUCCUUAGAGCCAUCAUCUGAUUGGAUGCAGCAACUGUCAGUCAUGGCAGAGUGGGCGGGAACAGACAGAGAAAUUACCUACCAGUACACACAAGGAAAGCCACAGAGAAAUACGCACGUUCGCGCACGCGCGCACACACACACACACACACACACACACACACACACACACACACACACACAUACACACAUGCAGAAAA
This is a messenger RNA of Nothobranchius furzeri (turquoise killifish), 2788 nucleotides long. RefSeq names its product FERM domain containing 3 (gene frmd3). NCBI's taxonomy places the organism in Eukaryota, Metazoa, Chordata, Actinopteri, Cyprinodontiformes, Nothobranchiidae. Gene Ontology annotation, cellular component: cytoskeleton. The record is from RefSeq and is a predicted model, not a curated record. Gene Ontology annotation, molecular function: cytoskeletal protein binding.